AUGACGGAUCUCGAAAGUCGCCUGGAGAAGCUACAAGAGCUUCUAGGCAAUGGCGUCAAGCUUGCUGAAAGCCCACACGAAGACAGCGACACAGCACAUGAACCUUGCGGAAACAGCUUUGGAAUGGUGAUGGAUGAUGAGUACAUUCGAAAUGAGGAACGAUGGAUGAUCAGAGAGCAGGUCUCUCCGGAACAGCUACGGGCGGAAGCUGCUGCUGCCAGAAAAGAACUGUUCGAGAGCAACAAGAAGAAAGCUUUCGACAACUCUGAUUUUCGUAUCGGACAAAAUGUUGAUGAAGAAUUCUUGUUCUGCCCGUUCAAGGUCGUCGUAUCGUAUCCCGAACGCUUCGUUGGCAAAGCCAACAAGCCUCGUACGAAGCCAUUUUUCACUGAAAUUCUCAAAGAUCGGACUUGGGACUUCUUCUAUCUUCACAAUCCACUAGAGCCAGCCAGAGACCCUUACCUUUUGGUUCCGUCUGCCCAGUUCGAAGUCUUCCUUGAAGAAAUCAACCUCAUACUGGGUACUUUUCUCAGAAUUCCCGCUGGUAGCAUGAACAAGGACAAAUUCUACCUCAAAUUUGGUGAAGGCGGCACUCCACGUCCCCGGUAUCUGAGACGAUCUCUGGAAUCGACCUCCCUUGACAUUCGACCAUGGCCCGCCAUCGACCCCGAUGACAUCGAAGCUUUUAAGGCAGCAAGCCCUCGGGAACAGCUUGUUUGGAGGUCCAAAAUGCGAGUCGUUAAGACCGGCUUCGCUGCCAAGAGAAUGGCAGACCCGGACAAGGCUGCCAGGAAGAAGGGACACAGGGACCAAAUGCUUCGCAACACACUGAGCUAUCUUGGUCUUCUGGGAGACCCCGAUGGCCACGAUAUCGUUUUCGUCUGCGUUGAUGUCGAAGCGAUCGAACGAAAGCCAAACCCCAUUUCUGAAGUUGGGAUUGCUAUCCUGGAUACACGGGACAUCAAAGGCGUUGACCCUAAGGACGUUGGUCGUGGUUGGUGGCCCGAGAUCAAGACUCAUCACCUCCGAGUGCAUGAAUAUGCUGGUUUACGAAACUACCAGUUUGUCAAAGGGUGUCCCGACUCCUUUGACUUUGGGACAAGCACCUUCCCACAGAAAGCCGUCCUUCAAGAGGCUAUCAUGAACAUCUUCAAUCCUUACGUUAUCAGUGAACGAGAGAUCAUUGUGGUUGGGCAUGAUGUGCGACAAGAUAUUACUUACUUCAACGAGAUGGGCAUAGAUCUCAGAGCCCUUGCAGGAUUGAAAGAGCCGGUCGACACCCAGCAUAUCCACCAGGCUUGGUGCGGUGCAUCCAAUGGGCGAGGUCUCGUCGCUGUACUCAACGAUCUGGGUAUUCCCAACAAGCACCUGCACAAUGCUGGUAAUGAUGCUCACUAUACGCUCUGUGCUAUGCUUGGAAUUGCGGUGCAAGAAGUGCGUGGCAACGAGCAGCAGAGCAACGACUUACUUAACAAGAUGGAUUGA
Messenger RNA from Fusarium coffeatum, 1485 nucleotides. RefSeq lists its product as uncharacterized. The record is from RefSeq and is a predicted model, not a curated record. The transcript is spliced from 4 exons. Lineage: Eukaryota; Fungi; Ascomycota; Sordariomycetes; Hypocreales; Nectriaceae. Bases 1 to 1485 code for a protein of 494 amino acids. Gene Ontology annotation, molecular function: nucleic acid binding. Gene Ontology annotation, cellular component: nucleus.